Molecule: messenger RNA, 3159 nt
Organism: Seminavis robusta
Lineage: Eukaryota; Bacillariophyta; Bacillariophyceae; Naviculales; Naviculaceae
Source: the annotation of a GenBank genome assembly
GAUCUUUUUUGACCAGAUCUUGCUUGCUUCCUUGAGAGAGGUCACAAGACCGGGCAUUGUUUCGCAACUCAUCAACACAAAUAAGCAACCAGUCAACGCAACUCUCUCGGAUAGCUGGUGCGGUACAAGUAGCUAGUAGGAGGUUGCAUUGCUUUCUGGCUUGGUUUGAGGAUCGAAGGAAGAGGUGAGAGGCAAGAUGGAACGACAACACAUGAACGGCGAAAAUGGGACUUCCAACGGCGUCACUCCCAAGAUUUUGGCUUUGGAGAUUGAAGCCGAUGAUGAAGACGAGGAACGUCAGUCAUUGAUCCACGAAAGCCAGGGGAUCAAUACUGAGAGCAAAGAGAAAGAAGUCUUUAUGGGCCGUAAUGCCCAUGGAAUGCGUCGCCGAGGAUGGGGAGGAGACAAUGGCUCGGAAGAAGAUGGAUUGAGCAACGCCAUUACAGGCAAUUCUGUCAUCCAAGGACUUCUUCGUGGUGACUUGAUGUCCCAUGCUGUCUAUCAUUUGCGUAAUGCUCUCUUGCUGGGCUUGCUGGCAUUCUUUGUGCUGAUGGUGCUGGAAUGGGAAGGUGGUAUUCUGAGAAGCGAGAAAAUGGAAAAAGAGGAACCAGCCGAAUAUUCCCCUCACACCAUGUCGUUUGGAGGAAAGAAUAACUUGGCACAUAACUUGAACCCAAACAAGAAAAAAAAGCCAAAGCCACCAGCAUUGACUCCAGAAGAACAAGAGGAAAACAUUGAAAACGAAAUCCUAGGUGAAGCCGUGGACAUUGCCAUGAGAGCCACAUGGGAUCUUUCCUGGGAAAACAAACGCAACGAACAGGCACACUACCUUCACGAUCCAAAUCUGUCUCCAUUCGCGUCUGAACUCUAUAUGGCGGAACAAGAUGUACUCGAUGCACGACAAAGAAAUUUCACCUUCAAAAUGAUCAAGGUCGUUGAGGAAUUUGGAGUUUGGAAUAACCCCAAUUUUGAAGAAGCUCACAAUCUCAAGGACUCCUUCUUUGAUGAAUUCAAUUACAGAGAUGUACCACUCAGUGAUUUCCCUGACGAGGCUUGGCAGAAGGACAGAAAUUACAUGGUCUCAUUCAUCGAUCAAGCAAUGGCUCUGGUCGAAGCUGUCAAAGAAGGAAUCAUGCAGGAAUACAACCAUCCAAAUCCAGAUGACGAGGAAAAACAUUCCUUUGCACCCAUCAUUGGAGACCAUGAAUUCAUCGAAGGAGAGGCGCGCGACAAGAACACGAAAACAAAAUUGAAAGGAGUGGCAUUUUUACCCCAGCAAUCUUGGGAUGGACUCGUUCGAAAACUGCUUCAUGCCAUGAUCACUACUGACCACUUCUACGUCGUUGUGGUUGGAAAGGAUAACACAUACAGAGCAAACAACUUUGCUCAGACACAAAUCAUGCAAUUCAACUAUAUCAUGGAACCAGUCUUCAACAAGCUGGGGAUGACGCUGAUUUCAAGACACAUGGGCAUGGCGGCCUCGCCGAUUGUGGGAGCUCUCGGAGGGGCUGACAUUUACGGCGAAACCGAUGUGCUCUGGCAUGUCCAAGGUCACACCGAAGAAGAAAAGCCAGGAGAGUUUGACCUCCUUCAAAAACAGACCGUCAUGUCGGGCGAAAGAGUUCCUGUCAUUUUCAGCCCCUCUUGGGAGGAGCUCGUUCAGGGCUCGAAGGGUAAGGCAUGGGUAGGCAACAUUCAGCCUGGAUACGAAAUUUGUGAAAAGACAACCAUGGAAGUCCUACCAACCGCUCCUGCCUGCCACGGUGUUCACUGUGACACGCAAGCCUGGGAGAGUGGAAAAUGCCAUGUCUACGAUUCGGUUUGUUGGGAACUCAGGAACGACUUUACCCCACCCGACCAACAUGAAGAUGUGGGCGACAAAGACCAAAAGUUUGCUGGUUUUCGCCAGCAUCAACUGGAAGGCCGCAAAAUGACACUGUUAUUUUUGCACGCCCUUUCUGCUGCGCUGUCUACGUGGCAAGAUCAACUGAAACAAGAUAGAACUCCCUUGCCUCUCGACGCAAAACUCUGGCACGUGGGAGACACGUACGAGGAUAUCCGAAAAACUGUCAUGUCGCUGGAUCGAACACCUGGGGAGGUAGCUACAGUUCCGCUGUGCGAACAGUUGCUCAAAGAUCUAGACCCUCGGAUAUGCCACAUUCCAAUGCAUGCCAGAACGGAAUGGACACCCCGUGUCAUCCCUAAAACGCACCGGCUUUUGGGCAUUGUGAACAACCUGAUUGAUGGACCGGAUGAUGGCGAUAUUUACGACGGACCAGAUCUUGUGCCAUUGGCGUGGCAGGUGCCUACUAGUAUAAUUGAUGUGCACAUGAUUGCAAUUGCUUCGAAUGGUACUGAGCAGGAAGAUGACGACGGCUUGUUCUACGAUGAUGAUGGAUUUUACGGUGGAGACGAUUUCCUCAACCGAAAGCUUGCCCCCAACGGCGAAAAGAACUCUCGGUCGAGCGCAGGCAAGAAAGAAAAGCGCGAAGAGAGACGGCUGAAAAAGCACCCAAACAACCCAAAGCCAGCACCGCCUCCGCCUCCUCCUGAGAAGGUAGCAACACCUGCUCCUGAGCCGGCCACAAACCCACCCACUGAACCACCCACUGCCCCUCCCACGGCGCCACCACCUUCCAUUGACCCCCUGACAGGAAAAACAAUGAUUGUCACGGAAGGAUCCGGAUGGACGGUGCAGAAUGUUCCGUCUGGCUUUUGCGACGGCUCUGCCCAGUCCAGAUGCAAUCGUCAUGCCAACAACUUGUGUUUGUUGGCCAAUCACAAUUUUUAUCCAGGCACUAUUGUUGGAACGCCUAGGAACAAUUGGCUGACAAUGAGGGUAUCUGAUGUCAAGCAUGGCAUCAUCUUGGCGCGCCUGGAAUUUGGGGCUGAUCUGCCAUCAGAUUUCAUGUUUGACUUUGCCAUUGGGGACCAGCUUACCUCGGUCCCCUUGGCCGAUUUGAAUUCUUUCAGCAGGGAGAUCGUGAGUGACUUGAGGAUUUACCCGCUCCUCCUGGACAAAGAUAGGACGAUGGAUGGCAGUGUUGAUGGUGUGGAUUAUGAAGUUGCCAUCCGAAUUCGAAGUGCUAUCAAUCCAAACUGCACUGUUGGUGUUUCCCACAUCUACUUCGCCUAAACUAUAAACUGCAUUUUCAUUAG